CGUCCGGGACGUCUGAGGACCUGAGGAGAUGGCUGAUCCUUGGCAGGAAUGCAUGGAUUACGCAGUGGCGCUGGCCAGGCAGGCUGGAGAGGUGGUUCGUGAAGCUCUGAAAAAUGAAAUGAAUGUUAUGAUUAAAAGUUCUCCUGCUGAUUUGGUAACGGCUACUGACCAAAAAGUUGAGAAAAUGCUUAUUGCUUCCAUAAAGGAAAAAUACCCGUCCCACAGUUUCAUUGGGGAGGAGUCCGUGGCAGCUGGGGAGAAGAGUGUCUUAACUGACAACCCCACGUGGAUCAUCGACCCUAUUGAUGGAACCACCAACUUUGUUCAUAGGUUUCCUUUUGUAGCUGUUUCGAUUGGCUUUGUUGUAAAUAAAAAGGUGGAAUUUGGAGUUGUGUACAGUUGUGUAGAAGAUAAGAUGUAUACUGGCAGAAAAGGAAAAGGUGCCUUUUGUAAUGGCCAAAAGCUUCAGGUUUCACAACAGGAAGAUAUUACCAAAUCACUCUUGGUGACUGAGCUGGGCUCUUCCAGAACACCAGAGACUGUAAAAAUCAUUCUUUCAAAUAUGGAGAAACUUCUUUGCAUUCCUGUUCAUGGGAUCCGAGGUGUUGGCACGGCAGCCGUUAAUAUGUGCCUCGUGGCGACUGGAGGAGCAGAUGCGUAUUACGAAAUGGGAAUUCACUGCUGGGACAUGGCAGGAGCUGGCAUCAUUGUUACCGAAGCUGGUGGCGUGCUCAUGGAUGUAACAGGAGGACCAUUUGAUUUGAUGUCACGAAGAAUAAUUGCAGCAAGCACCAGAACAUUAGCAGAAAGGAUCGCCAGAGAAAUACAGAUCGUUCCUUUCCAGAGGGAUGACGAGGACUAGUGACAGUAGGUCACAGUCACAGCCACUUCCCCCCAGAUUUGUUCAUGCACUGAUGGACAUCUCUUUCAGAUGUAGGUUGCUGAUUUAAAUUUUCUUUGGUAUCCAGAUUAAAAAACUGGCAUUUGCUCCAUAGACUAAGACUGGGUAUGUAAGAAUACCCAUGUUUGCUUCACUGUUUUAAAAAAAGGUUGCACGUUAAGAAUGCACUUUAGGACAAAUACAAAGGCAGUAAACUGUUCAUGAGAUAUCUGUAACACAAACUAAGCUAGUCAGAAGUGUACGUUGAUAUGUGUGUAUUGUGUAGAUGUGUUCCUCAGGAAAACAUGAGCCUCAGAAAUAUUUAUCUACAAGAAUCCUCCAUCAGAAAAUCUGCUUUUUGGAGACAGUUUUCCCUUUGAUUUUUCAGGCCAUCUUUAAAUAUGUGUAAAGAUGUAACAGGGACACCCUUGCCUGAGGUUUCCUUCUUUGCAGUGAAUCAGUGUGCCCAAAGAACCUGGCAUAGUAACUGCCAGACUGUAGACAGCCCAAAAUUUACAUUAGAAAUUUGGUAAGAAUGGCGCGUUAAGUGAUGGACUCAGCAUUUUGUAUGUUUGCUUCAGGUCCUAAAGUAAAAAUUUACCUAGUUUGCCUUUUUAUAUUUCACAUUACCAACCAUGCUGCCAGGUGGUAGCACCAAUUGUAGACAUUUUUGUAAUUAAUAUUUAUUAUUGUUUUCUAAAUCAUCUCAUUACGGGAUGUUUGGAUUCCGUUAAAUGUCCAUAUCCUUGGGUCAGAGAAAGAAACCGUUUCCCAGAAGAACUCGCU
Molecule: messenger RNA, 1666 nt
Organism: Ochotona princeps (American pika)
Lineage: Eukaryota; Metazoa; Chordata; Mammalia; Lagomorpha; Ochotonidae
Gene: IMPA1
Product: inositol monophosphatase 1
Exons: 9
Coding region: 29-862 (277 amino acids)
Biological process (GO): inositol metabolic process; signal transduction; phosphatidylinositol phosphate biosynthetic process
Molecular function (GO): inositol monophosphate 1-phosphatase activity
Source: RefSeq, a predicted model, not a curated record